AUGGCGCCACACUUCAUAAGUCUUGAUUUUGGGCUAGAAGUCGAGUUUGAUGAAGAUUAUGGCGCCACCCUUCAUAGGUCACUCCACGAUAUUUAUGAUGUCAAGACUUUGGCUCUUUGCACUUACGUGCUUCAGGUAAUUCCAAUGGGAGAUUCACCAGCUCAAUUGGGGAUCAAACUUAGGCGUGUCAAUCACUUAAUCCUAAAAGCAUCGCUCAUUCAAGAAGAAUUUUUCGGAGUCACAUUCUUUCUUAAUAGUUGUCCGAAUUUGGAAUUGCUCACAAUUGAUCUCAAUACUUCUAAACGAGUUUUGUCAGAAUACGAGCCCCCCUUCCCUUUUGAUGAACAUCCAUUUCUCAAGGGUGUUACAACUUUUAAUCCAUAUCCUGCAGUGGUGCCUUAUUGUGUAAAGAAGAAUCUAAAAAAAGUUGUGGUAGAAGGGUUUAAAGGGACAGAAAGUGAACUUCCGGUACUGAGAUAUCUUCUUUAAGAUGGUAGGGUUUUAGCUUCCUGGGAGGUAAAUAUAUCAAAUGAGCGAGCACCAGAUGGCACCAACAUGAAAGACAUCUACAUUGAAAAUGCUGACAGUUUGUUGGAAAUUGAUAUUUUCAUGUUUUGUUGUGUCAUCAGGUUUUGUUUUCAUCUCGACUAAAGCUUGCUUUCUAUAUCUUUUUGCCCCCAUUCAUUGAGGUUUUUGACAUUUUGUAUGUGUGAGAUUAGUAUAGAGCGAAAGUAAGCACAUAUUAGGUAGCUAAGCACAUAUUAGGCACGCAGAGAUGUUAAUUAUAUGAGAUCCUUUCGUGAUACAUAUGUACGAG
This is a messenger RNA of Oldenlandia corymbosa var. corymbosa, 817 nucleotides long. NCBI's taxonomy places the organism in Eukaryota, Viridiplantae, Streptophyta, Magnoliopsida, Gentianales, Rubiaceae. The record is from the annotation of a GenBank genome assembly.